ACUCAGUAGAAUUCUAUGCUAACACAACUGCAAACCAGCAUAGGUAUGGAUAUUUCGGGCCGUGCCUGGAUGCCGGCCACAUUCGUAAGUCAGCAAAUUUGUAAUGGUUAGCUGGGUCGUCUGUGAUGCAGGGGGGUAAAGAAUCCUUCUGAAGAUAAGGAAACCGGGACAAGAGUCGUUGGAUAGGGGAAACCCUCCUUAGCAAGCUUCAUUGCUUCUGCGGGUAUACAUGCCUAUCUAGGUAUACUAGAACUGCGUGCGGGGUAUGUCAUCAUCAGCACACUAAGUCCAUGCUUUGGCGUACUCCCUUCCUGCGUUGAACUUCUUCCAAAAUUUGCCAGAUAUAUGAACCUACAGCGAUUACCAAUCAAUAAAACAUGGUGUCUAUGUCAGCCCCGGAACAAUACCAUAUCAAGCCAACUCCACACUGCCCAAACAACCGUCUCCCAGUUUUAGUGUAUCGCGGUGUAUUACCCACGCCAUUGGAUGAAGGAACUGCAUCAGAAGCGCUGCAGCUAAAUGGGUGGGUAAAGAAGGGGACUUGGGGUACUAUCACGGUUAAACAUUUUCAUCCCAACACUCAUGAAUGUUACGGGAUCUUCCAAGGAGCUUCCGAGUUAGUGUUCGGUGAGGGUGGAGCCGAUGAAAGCGGGAAAGGGAUAAGAUGCCAUGUUCGCGCCGGCGACGUGGUUGUCGUCCCCGCAGGCGUUGCCCACGCCUCGGUAGCUACGGAAGAGGAGGGGGGUACCCAGAACGAGUCCGGUGAUGGCCACAAGCCUUAUAAGUACAUAGGUGUCUACCCAGAGGGGGCGCCGCAUUGGCGUAGUGAGCUCGGGAACCGCAUGCUGUCGAGCGAGGACGAGGAUUUGACGAACGAGGUUGCAUCAGUCGCCGCUCCUAGUGCGGAUCCGGUGUAUGGGCCCCAUGGGCCUUUGAUGGAUAUCUGGGGGAAGGUUACUAAACAAUGAUUUGCAUAUUCUGAGGUUCUAAGAAGCUUCUAUUCUGCAGGAUGAUGAGCUGCUGAGCCCCUGAAACUGCGAUCCGUGGUUGAUGGACAAGUGAACAUUGAAUAACUUGGCACAGCCGAGACCCAGGAUUGAAGAACUCCACAUAUGUCAGUACGUAAAGGGUUCACCGAAUGUCUUAUCAACGUAAGUUAAUGUUGAUAAUUGUUGGAUACCUCAGGCCAUGGUACCCGGAAGCCUUGUUAGGAAAACCCUCGCCGCAAAUGCCAGAUAAAAUUAUAUCUAUAUUUGUUUCUUGAUACAUUUACCUCAUCUGUGUACAUCUUGAAAGUUUCCUCAAUAACCAUCGAC
Molecule: messenger RNA, 1316 nt
Organism: Pseudomassariella vexata
Lineage: Eukaryota; Fungi; Ascomycota; Sordariomycetes; Amphisphaeriales; Pseudomassariaceae
Exons: 4
Coding region: 378-968 (196 amino acids)
Source: RefSeq, a predicted model, not a curated record